AUCGCUCAUCACCCGAAAUCAGAUAAAGACCGUCAGCUCAGCAAGGACGCAGGUAAUGCCUCCUCACAGCCACACACCUUGCAGAGUACGGAGCCAUUCCCUGGCCGUACAGUUCCUCCCGCAGCCUCUGUGAGUUAGAAGAAGGCACAAGUAAAAGAAUGGACAAAGAUGCAGAAGCACUAAAGGCAGCCAGAGCAGAACUGUGCGAAGCCCGACGGCAGUGGCACCACAUGCAGGUCGAAAUCGAGUCCCUCCACGCUGUGGAAAAGGGUUUGGAACGUUCACUGCGGGCCACGGAGCAGCAGUAUCACAUGCAGCUACAAAAUUUGGAAGGCGAGAUUGAAUGCUUGGAGAAAGAGUUGUUGGAAGUGAGAAGAGGAAUUGAGAAACAGCUUCGAGAGCACGAAAUUCUCCUGAACACGAGGAUGAAGCUGGAGGAGGAGAUAGCGACGUAUCGCAGUCUGUUGGAGCAAGAAGAGAGCAGGUUCCGUUGCCCAAUUCCUGCCCAGAAGGAUGACAAAAAACCCAGCACUAGCAAGAUCACCUUUAUGCUGCCUUCAGAGGGUGUAAAGAAGCACAAACCAAAGAAGGUGGAACUGAUGACAAAACAAGCAAUCCUAGAUGGAAAUAUCAUGAAGGAAAGUGCUGAAGCUCAUGGCACUGUACAGACAGAAAGAGUGGAUGAAGUUAUUAAGGAAUGGGAAGGUUCUUUCUUUAAGGACAACCCUCGCUUAAGGAAAAAGUCCGUUUCCUUGCGGUUUGAUCUCCACCUGGCAGCCACAGAGGAAGGCUGUUUGCACACAAAAAAGAAAACCCUCCCCGACAUUGAAGUCAGGCUGGUGAUGAGGAGAUCCUGCAGCAUCCCAUCCAUCAAACCUUAACCUCAGCCAAUUCCCUCAAAGCACAUCCUCCACAGGCUCCGGAAAUAAGCAGUAGAUGGACUCCCACGGCUGCUGCCUGCUACAACCACAACAUCCUAGCCAGCACUUGGAUCAAUACAAUAAAACCACUGAAGUCCUUUAACAGAAAGGGGGUUCCGGUUCCAAGAAACCAAACUUCCACAGGUUUUAUACUCUGGGUGCAGCCCUUUCAUAUUCUCAUUGUUGUUGUUUUGUAGAAUUUCAGCAAAUAUUACAGAAAUUAAACUAGAACUUUAUAGGUUGACAUAUUCUGCCUUUGUAAAAGAGAACUUGUUUUCUCUUUCCAAAAAUCAGAAAUGCCUAUUUGCUUCUCCUAAUUAUUCAAUAUUCCAUUCACAUAAUGACUGGUGAAUCCUUGCAAUAAUUUCUAUCACAGCUGUCAUACCUCCAGAAAUAUAUUUUAAAAUAAUACUUUCUAACAGCAAAAAUUACAUACAAAAAUACUCUUAAAAUACAUGAACUAUAAACAAAGAGUUUUCUUUUAAAAGUGGCUAGUAUUUUUAAAUUCCUUUUUUUCAGGCAACAGCUGAGCAAAAACGUCUUUACAUCCUUAUAGAUGCAUUUAAAGUGUUGUUACAAUCCAGUAACAUUUUAGCCACAUUGUUCAACUGAUUUUGAAGCAGUAAAUUCCCCUGAAAAAUCGAUAAUUUUCUUACAUGUCCACACACACCUGUGCUACAAGUCUCUUAGCCAAGGCGAAUGAAAUUACUCUCUAACUGUUCAAAUGGGAGGAGUCAAACAAGCGCUGGAAUGCUGGUAUUCCAUUAAUUUUGUUCAUUAUAACAAUGUGCUUUAAAAUAGCUUCAACAAAUUCCUCUUCUGACAAACACUACAGGUAAGUGAUGCUGUUGAUCUAGUCCAUGUGACAAGUCACUGUUACACCAGGGUACAACUGUCACUCCUUCAAAUUGACUGGGCAAUAAAAGGGCUACAAAUUCAACGUCCAAUUCAGGCAGACUCCUAGAGUACCCCCCACUCCUACCCAAAGCUGCUGUGGGCAAACACAAACCCCAAGAGAAACCCUGCACGGAGGAACAGCCAUCCUUCUUUAAAACCUCACAGGACAACUUUCAGCCA
Motacilla alba alba is the source of this 1997-nucleotide messenger RNA. RefSeq names its product keratin 222 (gene KRT222). The record is from RefSeq and is a predicted model, not a curated record. Lineage: Eukaryota; Metazoa; Chordata; Aves; Passeriformes; Motacillidae. Bases 159 to 881 code for a protein of 240 amino acids. The transcript has 6 exons.